AUGCUCUUCCGCACUGUGCUCCUCUUGCUCUCGAGCUCUGCUCUCAUCAACGCCCAGACGACAGAGCAGCAACCUCAACAACAGCCUCAACAACAGCAUGACCUUCCGAAGGACCACUCGGCUCACGAGUCGGAGCAAGAAUGGGGUCGUCGUGGUGGCGUCUGGCGUGGUGGCGGUGGUGGCUGGCGUGGUGGUGGCUGGCGUGGUGGUGGUGUCUGGCGUGGCGGUGGUGGUGUCUGGCGUGGUGGCUGGGGUGGUGGCGGCUGGGGCGGCGGUGGCUGGAACGGCGCUGGCUGGGGCGGCGCUGGCUGGGGCGGUGUUGGCUGGAACACUGGUGGCAAUUGCGGCUGGAACGGCGGCUGGAACCAAGGCUGCUGGUAG
Saprolegnia parasitica CBS 223.65 is the source of this 381-nucleotide messenger RNA. RefSeq lists its product as hypothetical. The coding region runs from base 1 to 381 and encodes 126 amino acids. Lineage: Eukaryota; Oomycota; Saprolegniomycetes; Saprolegniales; Saprolegniaceae. The record is from RefSeq and is a predicted model, not a curated record. The transcript has 2 exons.